AUGUCCAACUUUGAAAAAGAUAUAUUCCGAAAAAAGAUUUUAGAGUAUGAGUCAAAGUCUGGCGCAGCCUGGGCGAGUAUUCACCAGGAAGAAAAUGACCAUGGCACAGUGAACCCUAAGAACGCAACCGAUAGAACUAUAGCUGACAUGAGCACAGACGAAGAACAAGACAGCCUAGGAAGUUUAGGAGUACAUCUGGUACGUUCCGGUGGUACCAGUCGUAAGAAGUUACUAGCUCCAAAAUCAUGGGACGAGUAUUUUGAAGAGAAUUUAACUUUGAGUAAAGACGACAAAUGUGUGUUUAAUGUAUACUAUAUUCGUCCGAAAUCUAGAGAAGCUCCUAUAUUCAUAUUUCAUCAUGGAACCGGUUCUAGUGGACUAAGUUUUGCAGUUGCUGGGUCAAAAAUUGUGGCUCAUAUGCAAAAAAAUGCUGAUUCAGCUACUAUAUGUAGCAGAGCUGAUGACAGAUUGGUUGGAGGUGUGGUUAGCUUUGACAUGAGAGGUCAUGGAAGAACAGUUGUUGACAAUCCUAAUCACGAUUAUAGUCUUGAAACUCUUACUGAGGAUUUUAUUACUAUGGUGGAGUUGAUAUCUAAAGAAAAGCAAUGGGGCACUGAUAAUCAUGGUAAUACCUCAGAUUCCUUCAACCCGCCGCUAAUACUGGUAGGGCAUAGUCUGGGAGGUGCCAUAGUGACCAAUGCUUCUUUGAAAAAGAGGCUUAAAAAUGUGAUUGGAGUUGUAGUUUUGGACGCUGUAGAAGGUCCAGCUAUUGAAGCUCUUAGUAGCAUGGACAGGGUACUGUCAACAUGGCCCUGUGAUUUCGAGAGCAUCCCUAAAGCAAUUGAGUGGCAUAUACAAAGCCGUGCUCUACGCAAUAAAGAGUCGGCGGCAGUAUCAGUACCAGGGAUUAUAAAAGAAAUUCCUGACACUUCGCAGUAUACCUGGGUUCUCAAUCCACGUACUACAAAGCCGUAUUGGGAGAACUGGUUCACGGGUCUGAGUGGGAAUUUUCUAGCUGCACCUGCUGCUCGUCUUCUUAUUCUAGCUGGUACUGACAGACUGGACAAACCACUAAUGAUCGGUCAAAUGCAGGGCAAGUAUCAGCUCGUUGUGUUUGCUGAGUCUGGCCAUUUCAUCCAAGAAGAUGAGCCUGACAAGACUGCUCUCACCCUAGUUGACUUCUGGACCCGAAAUGGACGACCAACUAACAUUGUGCCUACUUUUGGAAAAUUCAGGUCUGAGUGA
This is a messenger RNA of Sugiyamaella lignohabitans, 1245 nucleotides long. RefSeq names its product carboxylesterase-mitochondrial 37S ribosomal protein YmS2 (gene PPE1). Gene Ontology annotation, biological process: protein demethylation. NCBI's taxonomy places the organism in Eukaryota, Fungi, Ascomycota, Dipodascomycetes, Dipodascales, Trichomonascaceae. The record is from RefSeq and is a predicted model, not a curated record. The transcript has a single exon. Bases 1 to 1245 code for a protein of 414 amino acids. Gene Ontology annotation, molecular function: protein methylesterase activity.